AUGGGCCCUGCAUUGAACGGUUUAGCGUGUUACAGACAUAAAUUUAACAGAUCAGAUGAAGUCUUCUUCGUUGAUGCAUUUCGGCUGUCUCCUUUUCCUUCUGAAGCUGCAGCACAGCUGCAAACCCUAACAACAAUUGGAGAUUUUGCUGCGUUUGAUGUACUAGGAGCUGCUUCUGCUCUCUUUGAAAGGGGGCACAUAGAGUUACAGGGUCAAACCCUAUACUCUUCUCUUGGACGAAUAGCUUCAAUGUACGGCGAUAUAACAUAUGAUAUAACAACAGAGAAGGGGUUUGCUCUAGAGUUAAGUAAACUCUUCAAAAAUGUUGCUCAAACCCUAGGCAUUCACCUGCAGGUGGAGGAGCGUUUGGAAGCAGCGAAGCGUAUAAAGGAGUUAUACGGCUUCCGGAAGGCAGCGAAAGUGAAGGGUGUAGCAGCAGCAGCAGCAGCGCUUGACCGAGCAGCAGCAGCAGCAGCAACUGGAAGCAGAAAAGGAUCAGUAGACCCUUGGGAGAGGAUUUGGGGUGUACAGACAGAUGCAGAUGUUGCACUUAAAUGGCUGCAGCACCAAACAAAGCCCCAAGGCAUCGAUCCUGCUCUCUUAAGGGCUGAGUUUGUUGCUGUGUUCCCAGAAGCAGGGCCAGUGGUGCAGCAGCAUGGAGAGAUAGAGAUUCCGCCGUCUCCUAGAGCGCCUCCUGGCUUCUUCACGAGGGUUUGGCAUUAUAUCGCUGGAGAGCCGCCGCCGCCCCCCCCGAAGAAAAUCCCUGACCCGCUGGAGGUGUCUAUACACCCUAUUAGUGCUGCUGCUUAUCUGUAA
Messenger RNA from Eimeria acervulina, 816 nucleotides. RefSeq lists its product as hypothetical. The coding region runs from base 1 to 816 and encodes 271 amino acids. NCBI's taxonomy places the organism in Eukaryota, Apicomplexa, Conoidasida, Eucoccidiorida, Eimeriidae. The record is from RefSeq and is a predicted model, not a curated record. The transcript has 5 exons.